AUGUCGGAGGUGUCGGCCCUGUUCGCCAAGCGCAAGGACAAGCAGAAGAAGCCGAAGGUCGUCUCGAUAGACGCCGUCGCCGAGGUGCUCGUCCGCCACGCCAACAAGACGGAAUUCGAAGCUUUUGCUGAGGUUGAAGACUCGCGCCCAAGCGUUGACGCACCGCCGCUGCGACCCGGCGUUGACACCGAGUGGAUCGACGAAUUUGAGGAUGACUGUGGACGUCUCGAGGGCCUUGGCAUCAAAGACAUGGGUGCCGAGAUCAGCGAGAAGGAGGAAGUGAGCGAACACGCGCAAGAAAACGUCGUCGAGGUGCAACACAAGGGCUGGUUCGAUAAGAAAGAAGACGGGCAGACAGAUGACGAGUCCUCGGCGCCAAUCGUCGCCAAGCCGGCCACCGGCGGCGCCUACCGGCUGAGGGUCAACCGCGCCAACAUCGACCUCACCAAUCAGGAAAUGUUCCCGACAAUCGGCGCCGCCGUCGAGAUGGAGAAGCGACACAAGGACGACAAGAAGAACCCGUGGACUUCCGUGGAGCAGCCGCCGGCCUCUGGCGGAAGAUACGUGCCGCCGUGCAGGCGAGCCGAUGAUGACGCCGAUUUUGCCGCCAGCCGCCGCGCUGCAAAGGAAGACGCCAUCGCCGCCGCCCGCGCCAUGACGCGCACGCCGACGGCUAGCGCUCCACGCCCCUGCCCGGCCGGCGACUUGAAGCCGAGCGCACCCCCUGCCCAAGUUGACGCCAAGCCUGAAGAAACGAAGCCCGCCGCUCGCACCAAGCCCAAAUACCAGUGCAGCAAUGCUAUCUGCCGCCAUCAGCCUUACCAGCUGGCUCAGCAUACGGUGGCGCACCUCGCCUUCCGACCCUGGAAAUGUUCUGUUUGCGAAUAUACUACGACUCGAAAAGGCGACCUGCAGGUGCAUCUGAACGCGCAACAUCAGGGAACCGGCCGGGCCGUCGAUAACCGCACUGCCGAAUACUUCGAUGCGCUCGAGGCGAAGAUAAACGCCAACUUUCCGGCUCACUCAAGUGCCAUCGCUAAAUACAUUCGAGAACAAAAGAAGGCAUUGGAAUUUCGAGAUGCAUCUGAUCAUGCAGAUGACAAUCGGCAAGAGUGUCGAAAACUUUCUAGUUGCAUGGAAUGCAGAACCCCGAUGCGCUCAACUAGUGCUCCGUAUCUGGUUCGGCACUCGUUGUCACACCUCUCCUUCCGACCCUGGAAAUGUUCUGUUUGCGCCUGUACUAGGUCUGAGAAAGACAAGCUGCAAACGCAUCUGAACGCGCAACAUCAUGGUAAUGGUUGGGCCAUCGAUAACCGCACUGCUGAGUUCUACGAUGAGCUGGAGGCGGAGACGAAAACCGACUUUCCGGCUCACUCAAGUGCCAUCGCGAAAUACAUUCGAGGACGAAAGAAGGCGGCGGGAUUUCAAGAUGCAUCUGAUAAUGCAAGCCGCCAUGACAUGACCCCGGUGACACCUGGAAAAGGCCUUGCCGUGAAGCGCCGCUGGCCUACUGACGACAAUCCGACGGAUUCGGAAGAGGAAGAAUACCGUCAAACAACGCCCGUUUGCAUGCAGUGCAGCACUGCGAUCUCCUGCGCUGACCCUUGCCAGGUCGCUCGGCACUCGGUGGCACACCUCACCUUCCGGCCCUGGAAGUGUUCUGUCUGCCCAUAUACUACGACUCGGAAAGGCAACCUGCAAAAGCAUCUGAAGGAGCGACAUCAUGGAAACGGCCGGGUUCUCGAUAAUCGCACUGCCGAAUACUACGAUGCGCUCGAGGCGAAGACGAAAGCCAACUUCCCGGCUCACUCUAGUGCGAUCGCUAAAUACAUUGGAUGUCAUAAGGAGGCAUUGGGAUUUGAAGAUUCAAAAGAUCAUGAAGAAGACCAGCCGCAAGACGGGCGAAAAAUCUCCGUCUGCAAGGAAUGCAAAAAUUCUAUUGGCUCAACUAAUGCUUUGCAUCUCAUUCGUCACUCGUUGACGCACCUCACCUUUCGACCCUGGAAGUGUUCUGUCUGUACCUUUACUGCGAAACCGAAAUCCGUUGUGAAGACGCAUCUGAACGUGCAACGUCAAGGAAAUGGCCGGGUCAUCGAUAAUCGCACUGCUCAAUACUACGAUGCCCUCAAAGAAAAAGCCCAAGCCAACUUUCCUGGCCGCGCAAAGGUUAUCGCCAAGCCCGACCGGAUAACGAGGAUGCCACCACUCCAGAAGACAACCCACAAAUUGUUCAUAUCACAGCCCCUGGCGACAAAGGUCUCGACAUUCCGCGAAACGUUGCAGACAAGGCCUGAAGCUGCGUCGUCAAAUGCUGGUACGACAGCCGAGGUGGCCGUUCUGACAAUUCCAUCAGAAUCACCGCCAUUCCAUGCCAAUUCGGCCUUCUCUCCUCCGUCAAGAGUAGCUGUCGUACAACCACGCAUCGAGACCGUGCCCCAAAUCGACACUGACCACAGCAUCGACAAGCGCUUCGAUGAGACCAUUAUGACAACGAAGCUGGGAGGAGCCAAGAUCUCAUCGGACAUGGCCAGAACACGCGCUGCAAUGAGGGAGACGAAAUCUGACGUGGCUCGCAUGCAAAUUAACAUGGCACUCCUGGAGACCCUCUCGGAAACGCGGAAUGCCGAAAAUCGCCGCCUGAAGCAGCAGAACGACCAGCAGUGCAGCCAGGCGAUCUCCAGAAAUGAGCCUAGUCACCUCGCUCUGCACUCGUCGAUGCACCUCGCCAUUCGACCCUGGCAGUGUUCUGUCUGUACCGUUACUGCGAAACUGAAAAGCCAUGCUAAGACCCAUCUGAAAACCCAACAUCAAGGAAAUGGCCGGGUCAUCGAUAAUCGCACUGCUGACUACUACGAUGAGCUCGAGGCGCAGACGAAAGCCAACUUUCCAGCUCAUUCAAGGGCCAUCGCUAAAUACAUUGGAAGUCAUAAGGAGGCACUGGGAUUUCAAGAUGCAUCCGAUAAUGAAGAUGACAAUCCGCAAGACGGUCGAAAAAUCUCCAUAUGCACGGAGUGCAGUCAUUCGAUUCGAACGUCAGCUAGGGCUCUCUCUGAGCACUCGUCGACACACCUCGCCAUCCGACCCUGGAAGUGUUCUGUUUGCGCAUGUACUAUGUCUGAGAAAGGCAAUCUGCAAAAGCAUCUGAAUGAGCUACAUCAAGGAAAUGGUUGGGCCAUCGAUAAUCGCACUGCUGAGUACUACGAUGCGCUAGAGGCGAAGACGAAAGCCAAUUUCCCGGCUCAAUCAAGUGCCAUCGCUAAAUCCAUUGGUGGACAAAAGAAGACAUUGGGAUUUCAAGAUGGCUCCGAUCAUGAGGAUGACUAUGCGCAAACCCGUCGAAAAAUCUUCAGCUGCAAGGAAUGCAGACGUUCUAUUGUCUCAACUAGGACUUGGUAUCUGGCUGAGCACUCGGUGGCGCACCUCUCCUUCCGACCCUGGCAGUGUUCUGUCUGUACCUUUACUGCGAAACUGAAAUCCGUUGUGAAGCACCAUCUGAAGACCCAACAUCAAGGAAAUGGCCGGAUCAUCGAUAGUCGCACUGCUGAAUACUAUGAUGCGCUCGAGGCGAAGACGAAAGCCAACUUUCCGGGUCACUCAAGUGCCAUCGCUAAAUCCAUUGGAAGACGAAAGGAGGCAUUGGGAUGUCAAGAUGCAUCUGAUCAUGAAGAUGACAAUCCGCUAGACGAUCGAAAAAUCUCCCUCUGCAAGGAAUGCAGACACUCGAUUGUCUUAACCCAUACUGGGCAUCUGGCUCAGCACUCGUCGACACACCUCACCUUCCGACCCUGGAAAUGUUCUGUUUGCGCUUGUACUACGACUCAGAAAGGCAGUUUGCAAAGGCAUCUGAACGAGCAACAUCAAGGAAACGGCCGGGUCAUCGAUAAUCGCACUGCUGAAUACUACGAUGCCCUCAAAGCAAAGGCGCAAGCCAACUUUCCUAGCCGCGCAAAGGCUAUCGCCAAGCACAUUGGAGGACAAAGGCACGUCUCGGGAAUUCAGGGCGGCGUCGAUAACGAGGAUGACACUCCAGAAGACAACCCACCAAUUGUUCGUCGCCCAGCUCCUGGCAACAAAAGUUCGGUGCCGCAAGGAGUGGUGCCGGAUGCUGUUCCACCACGAUCCAAAGAGAAAUCGACUCAUCGAACGAUGGCCGAUACUCAAAGCGAAGUUAAGCAAGAGCUACUAGAUGUCGAAAAUUCUUCAUUUGAUUUUCAUGUCGUAAUCGAGGGAAGUGAGGCGGAUGCUCUUGCUGAUGCUCAUGCUCCAAUCCGCCACCAAAACGAGCAAAAUGUCCGGAUUGGUGACAAAGACCAAUCAUCCUCGCCUACCCUUCAUCCAAUCGUUGUCAAGGAAGAACUUCUAGAUGAAAAUCCAGCCGAAGAACCGAGACGAAUCGAUAAGAAGAAGAAGAAGAAGAUCAAAAGAGGCGAGGAGGACUGGGCAGCCGAGGAAACUCUCUCGGAAAAGCGGAAUGCCGAAAAUCGCCGUCUGAAGCAGCAGAACCACCAGCAAGCCGCCAUGGUGAAGCUGCUGCAGGAAGAAAUGACGGCGAUGAAGGAGCGGAUCCGCAAUGGC
Mesorhabditis spiculigera is the source of this 4575-nucleotide messenger RNA. The record is from the annotation of a GenBank genome assembly. NCBI's taxonomy places the organism in Eukaryota, Metazoa, Nematoda, Chromadorea, Rhabditida, Rhabditidae.